UUUCUGAUAUUUACCAAGUAUUCACUGGCUACUAUGCACAGUUUUAGCAUUUUAUAUACAUUAUCUUACUGAAUAAUUUGGACAACUUACUGAGGAUAAAAAAUUAUUUUCCUCACAUUAGAUUGAGGAAAUUGAGGCAUAAGAGGUUAAAUAACUUGCCAAUAUCACAAGCUAGGUAAGAAGUGGUGGAAUAUGCAGCUGGCCAAUCUGACUCCAAUGACUUAGUCACUACUCCUCAUUUUAAAUGUCUUAUGAAAACCACUUUCUCACAUUUGGUUUCCAAGCUUUCUGCUCAUCUUUGAAUUAUUUCCUGUCUAGAGAUCUACCACUUUUAAAGAAUGCAGUAUGCUCUCCUCCUGUCAGCUAUUACGUCUGGAGCCAACAGCUCCAGCCUGACCCCAGGGUUUUUUAUCUUGAACGGCGUCCCUGGACUGGAAGCUGCACACAUCUGGAUCUCCCUGCCAUUUUGCUUCAUGUACAUCAUCGCUGUAGUAGGGAACUGUGGGCUCAUCUACCUCAUCAGCCAUGAGGAGGCUCUGCACAGGCCCAUGUACUAUUUUCUGGCCCUGCUGUCCUUCACUGAUGUCACCUUGUGCACCACCACUGUACCCAAUAUGCUCUGCAUAUUCUGGUUCGACCUCAAGGAGAUUGACUUUAAUGCCUGCCUAGUCCAGAUGUUUUUUGUACACAUGUUGACUGGGAUGGAGUCUGGGGUGCUCAUGCUCAUGGCACUGGACCGCUAUAUGGCCAUCUGUUACCCCUUGCAUUAUGCCAGCAUCCUCACCAACCGUGUCAUCAUCAAGGCUGGUCUUGCCACCUUUCUGAGGAGUGUGAUGCUCAUCAUGCCAUUUACCUUCCUCACCAAGCACCUGCCCUACUGCCAGGGUAACUUCAUUCCUCACACUUACUGUGACCACAUGUUUGUGGCCAAAGUGUCCUGUGGAAGUUUCAAGGUUAAUGCUAUUUAUGGUUUGAUGGUCUCUCUCCUAAUCGGUGUAUUUGAUAUCUGCUGUAUCUCUGUGUCUUACACAAUGAUCUUGCAGGCUGUAAUGAGCUUGUCAUCAGCAGAUGCUCGUCACAAAGCCUUCAGCACCUGUACAUCUCAUAUCUGUGCCAUUGUCAUCACGUAUGUCCCUGCCUUUUUUACUUUUUUCACCCACUGCUUUGGGGGGCACCUUAUCCCCCACCACGUACACAUCAUUGUGGCCAACCUUUAUCUGCUACUGCCCCCUACAAUGAACCCAAUUGUUUAUGGAGUAAAGACCAAGCAGAUUCGGGAAGGUGUGAUCAGAUUUUUACUUGGAGAGAAAAUUGUCUUUACUUAA
Loxodonta africana (African savanna elephant) is the source of this 1325-nucleotide messenger RNA. Its product is annotated as olfactory receptor 52N2. The record is from RefSeq and is a predicted model, not a curated record. NCBI's taxonomy places the organism in Eukaryota, Metazoa, Chordata, Mammalia, Proboscidea, Elephantidae. Gene Ontology annotation, biological process: G protein-coupled receptor signaling pathway. The coding region runs from base 339 to 1325 and encodes 328 amino acids. Gene Ontology annotation, cellular component: plasma membrane. Gene Ontology annotation, molecular function: G protein-coupled receptor activity; olfactory receptor activity. The transcript has a single exon.